GGCAGAGAACAGUCUCUGGUGCUCGUCGAAACGAGACGAAAGGGUUUCCGAUCUCGGCCGCGUCGUGAUGCAAGCCGAAGAGGUGAGGUCAUUUCAUUGGCCCACCCUUCUGCAAUUUUUCCAUAUGGGCGCGAGGCAAGCCAGUGGCUCCUGGACCUAUGGGGACACAGCUGGACUGUAGGAAUCAAGACCGAACUGUGGAGCACAAAGCUGAGCCAUUGUGAGACAAUUCGUUGAACUCUGGAACAAUCACCUGGACUUUAGCCAUAACUCGUGGUUGGAAAUGUGAGAAACUCAGCUGGACUGUGAGACACAAUACUGGACUGUGGAACAAAUGUUUAUCCUGUAAGACACUUAGUUGCCCUCUGGAAAACUCAUCCGAACGGCGGAACAUUGAGUUGAAUUGGAGAACAUAUGGCUGGAUUGUGAAACUCAAAACUGGACUGUGGCUGUUCCAUGAAGCCAAUUAUUGGCCUGUGAGACAGUCACCUGGACGGAGCAUCGCGUGGCUGGUCUGUGGAGCACACGGGAAGCCCCGGCAGAGGGAGACAAGGAAGAGGGAGCGGGAGACAAGAACUGUGUUUGGGCAAUGGGGACCCAUGAGGGUUGUAGCACACGGCUGCUGCUCAUCACCACAUUCUUCUGGGUUUCAUUUGUGAUCGUGGUCAUCGGUGUGCCAGACGACGAGUGCCCGGACACCAACCCGGCGAGCGAGACCUGCGAGUACGACGAGGUGUGUGACGAGGCGCGUUGCAAGUACAACGAGUACGCCACCUGCCACCCCAACCGCUGCGGCACGUGCGAGGCGGUGUUCCGCAGCUACGACCACGCCAUGGUGAACUGCACCCGGCUGACCCCCAAGUGUCGCCUCAUGCACCUGGAGAUGCUGCACAACCGUCAGAGCGCGGCGGGGAGCAGUGCCAGCGACGAGGUGUGGGACCUCGUCGACCUGGACGAGCCCUUCGAGCCCUCCUGCCACUCCAAUGGCUCGUUCCAGUCCAAGCAGUGCGACAGCGACUCGGGGCUUUGCUGGUGUGUGGACAGCGCCGGCGUCCGCGUCACUGACAAGAAGGUGGACGGCCCGCAGUGCGUGCGCCUCGUCCAAGUGCAUCUCAUACAGAUUGACUUGGAGUUUGGAGAUGACACGAACAAAAUUAUUCUGGGGAGAACACCUGAACUAAAACGACGAGUGGCAGAAAUGAUGGUGAGAGAAUACACGAUUAAGAAGAGCCAGAUUUUAGAAAUAAGCGUGAAGGAAAACCAACUGAAGGUGUCCAUCAAGAUCAGUGAAAACAACACGAAGGAGCCUGUGGACAUCGCCACAGUGGCAUACUACGUGGAACGGGACGUGAAGCGCAACGCGCUGCCGCUGGUGGUGGCCGGCCACCGUCUGGAGCCGCGCGUCGUCCUCGUCCUCUACUUCGACAACGAGGCCCCGCGCAUCAACAUGAAGAGCGUGUUCCCAGGCGUGGCGGCCAUCAUCAUCGUCAUCGCGCUCGCCGUGCUCACCGGAAUAUCCGUGUUUGUUGUUGUCACGCGGCGAUCACAGGAGGAGAAAUGCAGGGUGUACUUCAUCGAGGAAGGGCAGGAGAUGGUGGAAAGAAGAGAAGGAAGCUUGGAAAUUGAAUAAUGCUUCAACGCUUAACACUCAAUGCUAUAAUAAGUUAUUCUUACCAAAAUUGUGUGCAAAAUAGUACCAUCUUCCCCAACACGAUUUCCCCUUUUUACUCACAAUCAAGCAAAGAAAAGAUUUUGGUUUAGCACGUAGGCUCUCAGUUUAACACGUAGGCUUUCGCGACCAAUAUUAUCCAUAAUCGACGUUUUUGGGUUAGAUCACGUGAAUAUAAAUGUGUCGUUAAACCCGCCACUUCCCGACA
This is a messenger RNA of Petromyzon marinus (sea lamprey), 1877 nucleotides long. Its product is annotated as epithelial cell adhesion molecule-like. Gene Ontology annotation, cellular component: membrane. Lineage: Eukaryota; Metazoa; Chordata; Hyperoartia; Petromyzontiformes; Petromyzontidae. The record is from RefSeq and is a predicted model, not a curated record.